AUGGACUCGCCAUGGAAUCUGGAAAAAGGCUCGAGCCCUAAUACCACCAUCACCACCACCACCAUCUCGACUCCAUCCCCCUCCGACUCACCAUCUCACAGGCCCGUCGAGCGCUCCGAUUCACUAUCCACAACGGCAGCAUCCUCCUAUCUCUCCUCUCGAGAUGAAUUUGAAUUUCUCUCUCAGGUACCCACGUCACAUUCACACCGAGUCAUCGGGGCCGAACUCGACCCGGAAGCCCUGGAACGGAUCGCAACCCAACGAAGUCAGCACAUCGCCACUGUCGGCGCCAGCAACAAGAAACGGACUGAAGACGCCGGUCCUCUCCCUGACUUUGGUGCUGGCAAGCCCUAUCCACCUCCCUUGCCCGACAAGGAGGAAUAUGUGGUCGAAUUCUCCGGCAUUGAUGACCCUCUGCACCCACAGAAUUGGCCAACGAGCAAGAAGCUGCUCACGGCCAUCAUUCUAUCCUGGACCACCCUCAACUCGACCUUUACUAGCAGUAUCUACUCCGCCGCCAUUCACUCCGUCUCCAGCCAAUUCCACAUCUCCAGUGAGGUCAGUACUCUGGGCCUCUCGCUCUACGUCCUCGGGUUUGCCAUGGGCCCCAUUGUCUGGGCCCCCUUCUCCGAGCUCCAAGGACGACGACCACCGCUGCUUCUGUCCAUGUUUGGCUUUACCAUCUUUCAAUUCGCCGCCGCUACGGCGGAGAAUGUCCAGACGAUCAUGCUAAGCCGCUUCUUUGGUGGAUUCUUCGGUGCAUGCCCACUGGCCGUGGUGGCCGCCGUGCUGGCGGACAUGUACAACAACCGUGUCCGGGGCCUCGCCAUCGUCGUCUUCGCCAUGACUGUCUUCACCGGACCGCUCAUCGCCUCCACCGUCGGAGGAUUCAUCGUGCAGGGUCUCGGAUGGCGAUGGACGGAGAAUCUCACGGGCAUCAUGGGGGCAUCCGCUCUCCUCAUCGAUCUCGUCUUUCUCCAUGAGACAUACCCACCCAUCAUUCUGGUGCACAAAGCCGCCGAGCUCCGCCGUCGAACCUCAAAUUGGGGCAUCCACGCCAAACAGGAAGAAAUCGAAGUUGAUUACCGGGAACUCGUCCAGAAGAACCUCCUCCGUCCGAUCAAGUUGCUCUUCCUCGAACCCAUUGUCCUCUUCUUGAGUAUCUACAUGGCCUUCCUGUACGGGCUCCUCUACCUCUUUCUCACCGCGUACCCCAUCGUCUUUCAAUCGAUUCAUGGCUUCGCCCCCGGUGUGGCCGGCCUUCCUUACUGGGGUCUCGUGAUUGGCGAGAUCUGCGGUGGCAUCUACAUCAUCCUGACCCAGCCCUCGUACAAUCGCAAACUGGAUGCGAAUCAUGGAGUCCCGAUUCCCGAAUGGCGCAUGCCCCCGGCGAUCAUUGGCAGUGUCGCCUUUGCGGCGGGCCUGUUCUGGUUUGGCUGGUCGGGCUUCAAGGCGCAGAUUCACUGGGCGAUCCCGAUGACCUCGGGAUUGUUGAUCGGAUUCGGUCUGUUUUGCAUCUUCCUCGGUGCCUUUAAUUAUAUUAUUGAUGCUUAUACCUCCUUUGCCGCCUCCGCCCUCGCAGCCAACAGCAUCCUCCGCUCCUCCGCCGGUGCAGGAUUUCCUCUCUUUGCGCCUGCAAUGUUCAAAUCUCUCGGCGUCAACUGGGCCUCCACUCUCCUCGGCUGCAUCGCCGUCUUGAUGAUCCCCCUUCCCAUCAUCAUCUACGUCUACGGAUCCAAGAUUCGCGCAAAGAGCAGUUUUGCCACUGUCCAUUUGGCACUCGACAGUGAGAAGAAGGGUGAUGCGUAA
Penicillium oxalicum is the source of this 1809-nucleotide messenger RNA. RefSeq names its product MFS transporter. Gene Ontology annotation, biological process: transmembrane transport. Gene Ontology annotation, molecular function: transmembrane transporter activity. Lineage: Eukaryota; Fungi; Ascomycota; Eurotiomycetes; Eurotiales; Aspergillaceae. The transcript has 3 exons. The record is from RefSeq and is a predicted model, not a curated record. The coding region runs from base 1 to 1809 and encodes 602 amino acids.